Drosophila eugracilis is the source of this 1827-nucleotide messenger RNA. RefSeq lists its product as uncharacterized. The record is from RefSeq and is a predicted model, not a curated record. Bases 1 to 1827 code for a protein of 608 amino acids. The transcript is spliced from 2 exons. Lineage: Eukaryota; Metazoa; Arthropoda; Insecta; Diptera; Drosophilidae.
AUGAACAUCAGCGCACUGCUCAACUCUUAUUAUGACUUGUCCGGGGAGCAGAUGAACCACAUUAACGAGUUCGUGGCCCGGUCUUUGCUCUACGUGGUACAUCACUAUAUACUAAGUGUGACGCCAUCACUGGUCUUAACCCUUUGCUGUCGAAGUAAUCACACUUGCAAUUUUUACAACGAAAUGAUGAACACAUUGUUCAGGCAAUGGGGAUUGGCACCGCUGCAGAUUGUGAAUGUGGAGCGUGGGGUGCCAUGGCGUCCGGUUCCAGGUCGUCGGCACUACAACGUCAUAUUCACCGACUCCUUCGCCGCGUUUGAGGAAAUCCGGAUGGAGUACUAUGCCCGGGAGUAUAACUACAAUGAGCACUACUUCAUAUUCCUGCAGGCCAGGGAUCGUCUGUUACAGGGCGAGAUGCGAUUGAUUUUUGACUAUUGCUGGCGCUACCAAUUGAUUCACUGCAGCAUCCAGGUGCAAAAGUCCAAUGGGGACAUCCUGUUCUAUAGUUAUUAUCCCUUCGGGGAAAAUGGUUGUGCAAACUCGGAACCGCAGUUGAUCAAUCGCUAUAAUGGUAGUACGUUAGUGGAACCUGAGUUAUUCCCUCGGAAGUUAAGGAACUUUUUUGGUUGUCCCUUAAAAUGUGCCCUUUGGAAUGUCCCGCCUUUUCUAAGGUUGAGUGAAGAUGAAGAGGCCAUCCUGUUUGUAAGCGGUGGCUACGAAGGGCGUCUACUUUUAGCGCUAGCCGAGAAGAUGAACUUUACCAUCGCAGUGCGAAAAGUGCACGGAAAUGUAAGGGAUGAGGCUUUGGAGAUGCUGCAACAUGGCGAGGCGGAUCUAACUCUGGGUGGGAUCCGUCAGACGGUGGGCAGAAGUAUGAUGGCCACUUCGACGAACAAUUACCAUCAGACUCGCGAGGUCUUUGGUGUCCUGUCAUCCAGCUAUGAAUUGAGUUCCUUCGACAUCCUCUUCUAUCCGUACCGCCUACAGAUCUGGAUGGCAAUCCUCGGCGUGGUAGUCUUGUCCGCUCUCCUUCAGUUGGCCGUAGACAGGAUGUUAACGGAACGAAUAAGAUCCCGUACAUGGCUAAAUCUAGAGCUAAUCUUUGUGGGUAUGCCGCUGCUGGAGACUCCCAAAGCGCAUACUGCUCGUCUUUAUUGUUUAUUGCUGAUGAUGUAUACCUUGAUCAUAAGAACAAUCUAUCAAGGAUUACUAUAUCAUCUUAUAAGAACCCAUCAGCUUAAUCGAUGGCCACAGACAAUUGAAUCGCUGGUGCAGAAGAACUAUACUGUGGUGCUGACACCAAUUGUCCAGGAAGUGGUAGACGAGAUUCCCAGUGUGCAGCACAUGAGAUUCCGGCUGCUAGAGGCUACCUCUGAGUUAGAUCCUCUGUACUUUCUAGAGGCAAAUCAUCAACUUCGACAACACGUCACUGCCUCUGCCCUGGAUAUCUUUAUACACUUUAAUCGACUAAGUGCGGAAAAAGUCCAUAAGAGGGGCGAGCAGGGAACAGGAGCACACUUCGAGAUUGUUCCAGAGGACAUAAUUAGUAUGCAGUUGACCAUGUAUCUGGCAAAGCACUCCUUCCUUAUCGAUCAACUGAACGAGGAGAUCAUGUGGAUGAGGUCAGUGGGCCUGCUGGCCGUUUGGGCUAGGUGGGAACUGGUCGAGACCUAUCUGCGCAACGAGCAGAGCUUCCAGAUCCUUGGCAUUAUGGAGUUAUAUGCCAUAUUUUUAAUGGUAACUGUGGGCCUCUUUGUUGGUCUGAUAGUUUUUAUUCUGGAACUUGCAUCACUACGUUCACUUUAUUUAAGAAAACUUUUUUCAUAG